ACGGAAACCUUAAGUCAAAUAAUUAACACAAUGCCUCAAGGAACUCAGUCUUAUUGAAACCACAAGAAAAAGUUAAAAUGGAAACUUUUUUGACGCUGUGCUUUGUAACAGUGACAGUUCUGGGACUUUUUGGAAAGGAGUCCACAAACAACUGUGAUAGCACAAAUGGAACCAUAUGUUGCUCUGGGUACAUGUGGGAUUCCUUUAAAGAACAAUGCAUACCUUGUAAAGAAGGAUACACAGGAAAAAACUGUGCACUUGCAUGUCCCUUCCCUUCAUAUGGACUAAACUGUCAAUCGGCAUGUGAUUGUAGUGAUGAAGACUGUAAUUAUGUCACUGGCUGUAGACAUCAUGCUAGAGGUGUAUUAGAUGUUACAACAGAAAAACUAUCAAGUUAUAACGAAUCAGUCUACAAUACUCCAAACAUUACUGCAAAAUGGGAACCAUCUGUCAACAAUCGUUCCUUUUUAUUUUCAAUGAUUGUGGUUAUUGCAGUGCUCAUCAUCAUAUUUGCUAUUUUUCUUUACACUCAGCUAUUUGAGAAGCGAUGGGUGAUUUCUAAUUUAUGA
Magallana angulata is the source of this 569-nucleotide messenger RNA. RefSeq names its product multiple epidermal growth factor-like domains protein 10. The record is from RefSeq and is a predicted model, not a curated record. Gene Ontology annotation, molecular function: scavenger receptor activity. Bases 78 to 569 code for a protein of 163 amino acids. The transcript is spliced from 4 exons. NCBI's taxonomy places the organism in Eukaryota, Metazoa, Mollusca, Bivalvia, Ostreida, Ostreidae.